Messenger RNA from Dalotia coriaria, 1408 nucleotides. RefSeq names its product histone H3.3A. The transcript has 3 exons. The record is from RefSeq and is a predicted model, not a curated record. The coding region runs from base 166 to 576 and encodes 136 amino acids. Gene Ontology annotation, cellular component: nucleus; nucleosome. Lineage: Eukaryota; Metazoa; Arthropoda; Insecta; Coleoptera; Staphylinidae. Gene Ontology annotation, molecular function: DNA binding; structural constituent of chromatin; protein heterodimerization activity.
CCAAUCGCGUGGCUUGUUAUUUCUACCAAUCACACGCACGCUUUCCCGACCGUAUGUCGGCCAUCAUGGAAAUCGUCAUUUCGCUGUCGUUCGUCGUGUGCUACAGUUCGUCUCUUUGUUAGUGCAUUUACCCAGCGAUUAUAUUGAAAAGAACGGUGCUGCAAUAUGGCUCGUACCAAGCAGACAGCGCGUAAAUCAACAGGAGGAAAAGCUCCUCGUAAACAGUUGGCGACCAAAGCGGCGCGUAAAUCCGCACCGUCAACUGGAGGCGUCAAGAAACCCCAUCGUUAUCGUCCGGGUACUGUCGCUCUGCGUGAGAUCCGUCGUUACCAGAAAUCCACUGAGUUACUCAUCCGUAAACUGCCCUUCCAACGUCUUGUCAGAGAGAUCGCCCAGGACUUCAAGACUGAUCUUCGCUUCCAGUCAGCUGCUAUUGGCGCACUUCAGGAAGCCAGUGAGGCUUACCUGGUGGGCUUGUUCGAAGACACGAACUUGUGCGCCAUUCACGCCAAGCGUGUCACUAUCAUGCCGAAGGACAUCCAAUUGGCCAGGCGCAUCCGAGGAGAACGCGCUUAAGGCGUCUCGACGGUUCUCGUCCAUCGCGUAUCUUUACAUUUGAAUACUUAUCAUAACUUCAUAGGAAAACAAGCAAACCUUGCCCUCAAAUUCAUCAUAGCAUUUUGUGUCCCAUCAUCUACACGUUCACACUUGUUCUCAUUACUUUCGUGGAAAAUUCGUGUCUAUAAUCUACAUGAUAACACAGUAAACUUGUAACUUUGGUAAUAGUUUUUUUGAUACAUGUAAUCGUACAUACUUCUAUAAUAAUCCGACGGCGUGGUGUUGAUUCCAAUUGCGGGAGCAGCACGUAGAAAUCAUGCAAAUUGCUAGAGUACAUGUGAAGGCAUACGCCCGAAACAUUUCGAGAGGGUUUGAGAUUCGUAGAAAAUAGGGUAGAUCUUAUAUUUGUCACGCAUCUAGCAUAAAAUUUAUUUCAAUUUAGUGUACUUGCGAGGGCGUCGUCGCACACCUCGAACAUGUAAUUAUUAUUAACAUUUCUUAAUUAGCACUUAAGUUGUAUUAUUUAGCACUUCAAAAAACACGACAACCACGUACGCCCUACACUAGAUUUAAAUUGCGUCGCUUGCCAAGUGUGGCGGCCGUUGUUCAAACGCGUACUUGGAUAUACAUUAUUCUGUAUUUUGUUCUUUGAGUGUCAAUAUGGUAUGAUAAAUUCUGAAAUGCGAUUUCAGUGAAUAUGUUCAGUUUGGUUCAGAAAUCAUUUCGGUGUUAUUUUGUAAAUGUAUUCAUUAUUACAUAAAAAAAAAUUAACGACUAAGUUUGUCAUCUCAUCGUCAUACUAAUGUUUUUUGUAAUUCAUCAUCAUCUUAAAAUACAGUGAUUCAAAGAA